GCACACAAGGUCUCGCAGGGCGGGGAGGAGCGGUACGUGCUGGAUGCCAUCAUUGGCGAGGGCCAGAAGAGCACACAGGGCGGCAUCGGCGUGGAGAAUUUGCAGGGAAGCGGUCUCAUCGCUGGCGAAACCAGCCGGGCAUACCAGGAGACCUUUACCCUCUCCUACAUCACGGGGCGUUCCGUGGGUAUCGGUGCCUACCUGAACCGCCUGGGUCAGCGGAACAUUCAGAUGGUCAGCAGUCCCAUGAUCCUCACGGGCUAUGCGGCCUUGAACAAGCUCUUGGGCAAGAACGUCUACUCCUCCCAG
Molecule: messenger RNA, 309 nt
Organism: Symbiodinium sp. CCMP2456
Lineage: Eukaryota; Dinophyceae; Suessiales; Symbiodiniaceae
Source: the annotation of a GenBank genome assembly